AUGCUGCAGAAUCCAUUACCCGGGAUUGAACUGUACAUGAACGGCAUGCAGUGCCAGCAGGACCCCGAACAUUGCCAGUACAUCACCACCCAUAUCAAAAGUAUGCGGAAACACUGGCAGCAGGUCCAUGGAUGGACCCAGCAUCGCCAUAGCGGGUUUGUCAGUCGCCAGGAGCGGGAACAGGGCAUGGCUAGUUUCCAGCAGUCAUUCCGCAUGGUAGCAUGGCAGCAGGUAUUCCCAUCGCGGAAGAACUCCCAUUUAGUGCAUAUUCGAUCCUGCGACCCCGAGCCCGUGGAACCACCCACCCCCAGCACUGACCGGGAGGCCAUGGUAGCCGAGAUCAAGGCCCAGGCAGCAGCUGAUGACGAGGCCGCUGCUAACCAGGUGAUCCAGGCCGGGGAGCUGCAGGAUGCUAACCCAUGGCUGCGGCGGACCCGGUGGGCGCGGUAUCUGGCUGAGGUACACCCGCAGGACCUUCUGGACGUGGUGGCCACGCCGGGAGCAGACGAGAUGGACGAGACCAGCCAGGCCAUGCGGGUGAUCUGGGAUACUAUGGAACAGUUAGCCCGCCGCAGCCAGCGGACCGUGCAGCACUGCGGGAGCGGGAUCCGCAUGGCCGCGAUCUGCACCAUGCCGGGGCAGACCCCCCACACGCCGCUGCAGGCGUACAUGGAUGAAAAGAGCAUCCAGGACCAUGUGCGGCCAUGGCAGCAGAUAUUAAUAUUCAUCGCGCGCACCCAGACCCAGUGGCCAUGGCAGGGGAAGGAGCCCCGAUAUAUCAUGACCAGCCGGCAGCGGAAGACCUGGCAACGGCUGUGGCAGGCGGCCAUGCAGGUGGUGCAUGGGGCUGUGGCAUCCCCCGUCCCGGACGACAGCCGCGCCAGCCCCGAUCCCAUGGAGGAUCCAGCUGAGGAGAGUUCCGGGUUCAGGGUUAGGGUUGCCGGGUUUGUCAUGACCCGGGUAGAAACAGCAUGCUUGGAGUUUUGCAUUGAGCUGUUAAACCAGAAGAUCCAGGUUCAUGAAUAUGAGAGUGCACUGGUAUGCAGUAUGGCCGUGCUCGGACGGGGGAUCAAGACGUGGCUGGAUCCGGAUAGCUACCCCCCGAUCAUUUCACGGGUGUUGAAGGUGGCGCGGUUCAUGGUCGUGCAGAAGGCAUUAUGGCUGGAUCCCCAGCCCAUGGCGAUUAUCGAGAUGUGGGCGGGGCAGGCCGAACAGGGCUCCUGGACCGGGGAUGCCGCGGACGAUGAUUUGGGAUUGAUCAUGGAGGAUGAAGGGUUCGCGGAGGGUACAGGUGGGGGCCCGAUCCCGUCAUCCCCACCGUCGUCCAUCCACAGCCAAGAUGCUGCCCCCAUCAGCCGGAUGUCCCGCCAGGGCCGCAUGCCGUUCCAGACCGGGGUUGAUAUCAUGGUGGGUAAGUUCAUGGUCCGGGGCCAACACGGGCCGGUGGAGGUGUUGUUAGACUGGCGGACAUACGGGCUCAAGGUCCAUUACAACACCACGGCCCCCGGCCAUGUGACCUGGAUGGGCACGGAGCGGUUGCUGUACAAGAACCUGGAUUUUACCAUGGGCCAGUUCCGCGGGAUGGUGCACGGGCUGGUCCAGGCCGCGCGGGGAUUACUGGGAGGGCUGCUGUGUGAGCCCGAACCCCGCCAGUGGCCGGCGAUCCCAUGGGACGGGUUAUUUGAUAAUCCCACCGAAGCCACGCCGGGUUGGAGUUUUUUAUCGGACCAGCGGACGCAGUGGCCCGUUCCGGGGCGCCAUUGGUUAAUCGACCGGAUUGCGCAGGAACCCGCGGUGGCCCGGGCAUUCGUCACCCAGGGGGGGCUCAGCGCCAGCAAGGCCACCAAGUACUUCCAGCAGGUGGCCCGGUUUAAGGAGAAGCUGGCGGUGGCCGUGUAUUUGACCAGCGGUGCCCCCGCGCGGGCCCCCGAGCUGCUGAGUAUCCAGCAUGUCAACACCGACACCAACAUGCGCCGCAAUAUAUAUAUUGAAGAUGGGAUGGUGGUGUUCGUGUCCGCAUACCACAAGGGGUUUUAUAGCAGUAAUGACGUGAAGAUCAUCCAUCGAUAUUUACCCCGGGCCGUGGGUGAAUUAGUGGUUUGGUAUUUAUGGCUGGUGUUGCCAUUCCUGCGGCAGCUGGCCGUGAGCUGGGGGCGGACGGUGGAACCCGGGACUGAAUCCCAACCCCACCACCGCAGUCCAUAUUUAUGGGGACCGGACGUGGGCAGCGGACGGACGUGGACGAGCGAGCGGUUCCGGGAGGCAUUGAAGCAGGCCAGCCAGACCGGGCUGGGGUUAGGGUUCGGGUUCAACGUGGCGAAUUACCGGGACAUCGCGGUGGGCAUCAGCCGGCGGUUUUUGCGGGGAUCCAGCGCGUUCCCGGACAACAUCCAAACCGAGCGGCAGCAGGAGCUGACAGCCAUUGCCGCCGAUACCGACCCCGAUGACGGGAUCGGGGAUAUUGCAGACGAGCAGGCCGGGCAUAGCACCCACGUGGCCGGGAUGGUAUAUGGGCGGGAAAGCAUGGAAUUCGCCGGGAGCACGACGGUGCGGCGGUUGAAGUUCCGGGCAUCCAGCAUGGAUUGGCAUCAGUUUUUAGGGUUUACCGCGGAAACCCCCACGGUGCUGGGGAAACGGGUCAACCCAUGGGAGGCGCAGGCCGCGGAUCACCAGGCCCGGCGGCGGACGCAGCUGCAGGCCACGGACAUGGAGGCCGCACUGCAGCGGAUGACCGGACAGGGGGAGAUACAGUUCCGGGGCGUGCAGCAACCGGCCAUCCAGGCCAUCCAGGAUGGGGCCAGCCCGGUGGUGGCGGUGAUGCCCACCGGGGGCGGGAAAAGCAUGUUAUUCAUGUUGCCCGCGUUCGUGGCCCCGGGGGGGUGUACCAUCGUGGUGGUCCCGUUAGUUUCACUGCGGGCGGAUUUGAUGCAGCGGUGCCAGCAGCUCGGGAUCCGGUGUGUAUCAUGGGAGAGCCGACGACCCCCGGAUGAAGCUGCCAUUGUGUUGGUGACGCCCGAAUCCAGCGAGGACCCGGAUUUCCACACGUUUUUGAACCGGCAGCGGUGGAUGCGGCGGUUGGACCGGAUCGUGGUGGACGAGUGCCAUAUUAUAUUGAAUUCGCAGAAGGAUUUCCGGCCGGCCAUGGCCCGAUUAGGGCGGUUGGUCAGUGCGCGCACGCAGAUGGUAUUUUUAACGGCCACACUGCCCCCCAGUAUGGAACGAAUAUUUGUCCAGCGGAUCCAGCAUCCCGCCAGCGCGGUGGGUAUGUACCGGGCCCGGACCAGCCGGGGGAACGUGGCAUACCGGGUAUGGCGGCCCAUUUUACCGCGCCAGACCCCGCGGGAACCCCAUCAGUGGUUGGUGACGCCCGGGGUGGUGCAGUACAUCCAGGGUCGGAUCCAGCAAGCGCGGGGGGGCCGGGUGAUCGUGUACGGGCAGACCAAGAGCCAGGUGCAGGCCAUCAGCCGGGAAUUCGGGUGUGAGGCAUACCACAGUGAGGCAGUGGACCGGGCUGGGGUGAUGCAGCGGUUCCAGGACGGGCUGCACCGGGUGAUUGCGGCCACCAGUGCGUUAGGGAUGGGUAUUGAUAUUCCCGAUAUCCGGUGCGUGAUCCAUAUUGGGCGGCCGCGGACGUUGCUGGAGUACGGGCAGGAAAGUGGACGGGCUGGACGGGAUGGCCAGGGCAGCGAGGCCGUGAUUAUCCAUCCCGAUGGGUGGGAGACGCCCGAUCCAUGGAUCCAUGGCGUGGCGGACGCGGAUUUCCAGCUGGUGCAGGCGUACAUGGGCCAUGGAUGUCGACGAUAUAUAUUGGAUGGGUACCUGGAUGGGACGGUGGAUGGAUACACGCGGGAGCGGUGCCGGGAUCAGGGUCCGGAUGAAUUGGCAUGUGACGGGUGUGAUCCCGAUUGGGAGGUGCAGGAGGAGCCCGUUAGUAUGGCCAGCAGUCCGCCAGGGUCAGGGUCAGGGUCAGGGUUCAGCCGUUUCGGGAGGGCACCAGAGUCAGGGUUCGAAGGUUCCGGGCAGGGAGAUCCAGAGUUAGGGUUACCCAAUGAUGCGGUUCGCAGUUCUGGAGCCCAGAUUCAUACUGGAUUAGGGUUUAUCCCGCAUUAUGCAUCAUCCAGUUCCGAUACAGGGGAGAACCCGGAUCACCCGCGGGCCAUGUCCAUUGACAGCGGCGAGUCCAUUACAUCCCAGGUGCCCCGAGCCCGGGUUAUUCCCGCCAGCGCCGGGUAUACCCCCCAAGAGCGGCAGUAUGAGCAGGCGGCCGUCCAACAGCAGGCGCAGGCCAUGCAGGCUGGGAUUGAUGAGGAAUUCAUUGAGCAGGAGGCCCGGCAAUGGCUGGACCAGUGUUAUAUUUGCACGGUUCGGGGGCGGGAUGGGGACCAUCAAUUAGAGCAAUGCACGCAUGCAGAGAGCCAUGCAGCGCAGGAAUGGUUGGGGCAGGUGCAGCGGCGGGUGGAUUAUGUGCCGUUUCGGUGUUGUUAUCAAUGCGGGAUGCCGCAGGCGAUAUGCCAUGGGUGGCAGCAUGGGGAGGCAUGUACAUGGCGCGGGGCGUUGCUCCCGAUGAUUGCCGGGAUGGUGUACGGGCCAUUCCGCCGUAUGGUCCAGCCCGCAUGGGAGCAGUGGUUACAGCCGCGGCAGUUGGAGGGCCGGGUGAUAUACGCCGGGAAGAUAUUCCAGCAGGAGAUUGUGGCCGGGCCCGUUCCGGCCGGGGAUUAUCGAUCGGUGGCGGCAUUUUUUGGGCAGGGUACUGUUGAUAGACAGGGAGUUGAGGUCCAGGCAGUAUUUUGUUGGUUACGACGGGUAUGUCAUGAUAUCGAAGCCGGGUUAAUAUGA
This is a messenger RNA of Aspergillus puulaauensis, 4836 nucleotides long. RefSeq lists its product as uncharacterized. The transcript has a single exon. Gene Ontology annotation, molecular function: four-way junction helicase activity; 3'-5' DNA helicase activity; nucleic acid binding. The record is from RefSeq and is a predicted model, not a curated record. The coding region runs from base 1 to 4836 and encodes 1611 amino acids. Gene Ontology annotation, cellular component: cytoplasm; chromosome. Gene Ontology annotation, biological process: double-strand break repair via homologous recombination. NCBI's taxonomy places the organism in Eukaryota, Fungi, Ascomycota, Eurotiomycetes, Eurotiales, Aspergillaceae.